Messenger RNA from Arachis duranensis, 871 nucleotides. RefSeq lists its product as uncharacterized. Gene Ontology annotation, cellular component: RNA polymerase I complex. Gene Ontology annotation, molecular function: nucleic acid binding; zinc ion binding; DNA-directed RNA polymerase activity. The record is from RefSeq and is a predicted model, not a curated record. Gene Ontology annotation, biological process: termination of RNA polymerase I transcription; DNA-templated transcription. The transcript is spliced from 5 exons. Lineage: Eukaryota; Viridiplantae; Streptophyta; Magnoliopsida; Fabales; Fabaceae. Bases 198 to 560 code for a protein of 120 amino acids.
UUCUCCCUCAAACACUUUUGUAAAGAAUUAUUAAAAUAAUUAAAAGUUAAAACCCUAAAUAAAUCCUUUUCCCUCAGACAAAACCCCACACGACCUGCCUUCUCUUUCUCUCUCGUCGCCGCCCUUCUACUUCUUUCUCGCCGGUAUACUCCAUUAUCUCGUCUAAUACGAUAUACCGCGAUUCCUUCGGUGAUUGGAUGGGUUCAUAUUCUCGGGGACGCGAUUUCUUGUUCUGCCAAUUGUGUGGCACCAUGCUCACUAUCCCUUUCAGGGCUUCGGAUAAAUACGCUCACUGCCCUUUGUGCAAGGCUAAGCGAAACCUCAAACAUAUUCGCGGAAAGGAAAUAAGUUACAAAAUUUCUGCUGAGGAUAUAAGAAGAGAACUUGGAAUCAAUAUAAUCGAGGAACAGAAGGUGCAAUUGUCUAAGGUCAACAAGAAAUGUGAUAAAUGUGGUCAUGAUGAAGCUACCUUCUAUACCAGACAGAUGAGAUCAGCAGAUGAAGGGCAAACCACUUUCUACACAUGUCUCGGUUGCGGCUUUCAGUUUCAAGAGAACUAGGUGGGCAUAAUGUAUUUAUGUAUUGCAUGCAUCUUUUUUUUUUUGUGAGAGAGCGCAUUUCAAUUGCAAGUUAUGAAGUUCUUUGUACCAUGAAAGAUGUCUUCAACAUUCUAAAUAUUGACAUAGUGGUAUUAAAAAUAGAAAGGAAGAAUUUUAUUGUUUUUAAUAUACUUUAGAUCUUUUACCUGUGUUAUUUUGUUGCAUAAUGCAAGGACACUUCUGUUAGUCUUGUAGUGUGCCAGUUAUCUAUAGGUUAUGUACUGAUAAAAAUUCCAUUGUAUUCAUAUUAAUUAAGGCUGUUCAAUUUUUCA